AUGGAUACGGAAGCGGUAUUGGCCAAGCACAAUAAUGCUACAAUCCUCCUAAUGGGCCUCAGACGGUCUGGAAAAUCGUCAAUUUGCAAAGUGGUGUUUCACGACAUGCAGCCUUUGGAUACGCUGUAUCUCGAAAGCACAACUAAGCCAACUACAGAAAACUUCAAAUCCCUGAUUGACCUGGCAGUGAUGGAACUUCCUGGACAGCUCAAUCUAUUCGAACCUUCGCUAUACGACUCCGAAAAGCUGUUUUCGUCCAUUGGUGCCUUAGUGUACGUCAUCGACAGUCAGGAUGAAUAUUUGAGCGCACUCCAGAAUCUGGCGGUCAUUAUCAAAUAUGCCUGCAGCGUCAACUCCAAACUCCACAUAGAAGUGUUAAUUCAUAAAAUUGACGGUUUAUCGGAAGACUUUCGGCUGGAAACGCAGAGAGAUAUUAUGCAAAGAGUCGGAGACGACUUGCUGGACUACGGCCUCGAUGGUGUGCAGAUCUCGUUCUAUCUGACAUCCAUUUUCGACCAUUCAAUCUACGAGGCGUUCUCCCGAAUCGUCCAGAAACUCAUUUACGAGCUUCCAGCAUUGGAAAACCUCCUUGACCUCCUCAUGCAAUACAGCACGCUUGAUAAAGUUUUCCUUUUUGACGUGAAUUCAAAAAUAUAUGUGGCCACGGAUUCGUCGCCCGUCGAUAUGCAAACAUACGAGGUGUGUGCUGAGUUUAUUGACGUGACUAUUGAUUUGGACGGUCUUUAUGAGAACUCCGGACAAGAAGCAGACGGAACUGUCAGAAGCCAGCCAACCAGGUGUGUUUCGAAAUUACAAAGUGGGUCCGUACUUUAUUUACACCAAAUGAUUCGAGGACUGGCCCUGGUGGCAGUUAUGAGACUGGAAGAUGAAAACGACACUAACGCGCUGGCUGUGAUUGACCACAACGUUUUGGUGUUUAAAAAGAGUUUGGAAAAGUUAUGGGAACGGGCCAGAAUAAAAUAA
Messenger RNA from Ogataea parapolymorpha DL-1, 984 nucleotides. Its product is annotated as GTP-binding protein GTR2. The transcript has 2 exons. NCBI's taxonomy places the organism in Eukaryota, Fungi, Ascomycota, Pichiomycetes, Pichiales, Pichiaceae. Bases 1 to 984 code for a protein of 327 amino acids. Gene Ontology annotation, biological process: positive regulation of TOR signaling; regulation of autophagy; cellular response to amino acid stimulus. Gene Ontology annotation, cellular component: nucleus; Gtr1-Gtr2 GTPase complex; fungal-type vacuole membrane. Gene Ontology annotation, molecular function: GTP binding; GTPase activity. The record is from RefSeq and is a predicted model, not a curated record.